Molecule: messenger RNA, 3215 nt
Organism: Bacillus rossius redtenbacheri
Lineage: Eukaryota; Metazoa; Arthropoda; Insecta; Phasmatodea; Bacillidae
Exons: 3
Coding region: 364-2829 (821 amino acids)
Source: RefSeq, a predicted model, not a curated record
UACUUUAAAAUGUUUGCAACACUUAUCAGUACAAAAAGAGACUGGAAUUGGUACAUAUCUUACCUCAAGGUUAUUACAAAUCGUUCUUCUGGGAGAAUCUUUUGUUGAUGGAAGUUACACCAACUCUUCAUCAAUCAAUUUUCCAUUUUGUCGAAAAUGUAAGAGAAAGUUUCUUUCGUCACUCUAAAAUAUUCACGAAAUCGUUGGUCGUCUGCUUUCAAUUGAGGUAAUAGGUGAUGAUAUUCGCCAUAUGUAGCUCUCAACUAAUUAAUUUCAUGAACGUAACGUUUCUGUGGUUUUAAUUUAAAACUAACAUUUUCUGUAGCAAUAAGCAUACCCACCGCCUCAUCGCUACUCAGCUCCAUGCCUGCUGAGGUUGCGCAGUUCGUGCUUGUAAUCUGCCUCCACUGUGAGCCCCCACUUGAGACGAGAGUCGGCGCCGGUCGGCGCUGGUUAUCGGAAUCUGAAAACCUGCCUGCACUGUGCGCGUAUCUUAGGAGUGUCAUUCAGUUCAGGAGAAGAGUGAAAGGGAAGUAUGAGGAAGAAGAAAACAAUAGAUUAAAAGAGAAGAUAAAAAUUUUGGAAGCUAAAUUAAAAUCUGCAGAAAAGGAGAAACAUCACUUGAAAGAGAAAUGUGUACAAGUCCAGAAAAACAUUUCAAGUCUUUUCAAGACAGCUGUUACUGAAGUGAACAGAAAAAAGAGGACUAUAGAUGACCUUCGCACGCAAUUGGAGAACAGUGUCUUUCAUCGUAAUAAAAAACGAAGAACAUGUUCUCCUGUCCACGAGAAAACCAAAAAUGAAACAGUUAGACGUUCAGAUGCCAAGCAAAAGCAGUUUUCCGAUAGUGACGAUGUAUCUGUAAUAGAAGUGCGUGACCCUAACUCUUUAGAUAGUGUGAAUUGGAGUGAUGGUCCGGGCAAAGCUUCAGACAUGGAAAUGCAAGGCACUCAGAUUACAUCAAGUCAUUUAGUAAACCGUGCUGUUUCUACCAAUGCUCAUCAGUCAUACGGCUCUAAACGACAUGUCAAUCCUACGAAAAUCUCUUAUACAGUGUAUACUCAGAGACAACUUAACCGUACAACAGGCCAGAGAAAAGAUCAACAACAGAGCGUGGUAAACAAACCUGACUCUGUUGAAAGGAACAAAGAUGCAUCACCCAAACCACCCGUGAGCGAGUCAACGAGGCUUACCGAGUCAAAACAAGAUUAUGUGUCGGUUGGGAAAAAUCCUAGUUUUGAACGAGAUAAUUCCUGUAGAGAAAUCCACAAAGUUGAUAAGUCUGAGGAUAGUACUUUACAAAAAGAUGAAGAUUGUGUGGUACUGGAUACAGAGGAAGAAUCCUCAAGCACCUCAAAGACAUUUUCUUCGCAGAACUCAUGUUAUGAAACAUCUAAAAAUUGGGAGUCACAUGCCAGAAUUAAACGUGAUUACAAAGUGAACGACAUAACAUCAUUUCCAGCAGUUGACUUUGGGGGCAGGAGUAAAGCCAAAGUUGUUAAUGCAUCAUCAGGAAAUAAAUUCGUAUUUAGUAGUCCUGUCUGCAGUGUCAAUGAUAUCUGUAACAUGGGUCCGGCUGCAGGAAACUCUACUUUGAACAUGUUAAGUAUUGAUAAAGUUUCUUUCCCGGCUAGUAAACAACAAUCUCAUUUAGCAAAAGGCACCUUAAAGCCGGAACUGACUGGUGGUGUUGAAGGCAAGUCCUCUGAAACCUCUCAAAUUUCAGGUGUUCGCUGCAGUGUUGGUGAUAACUCCAAAGACGAACAUAAAUAUAACUUUGAUUUUCGAGAAAUCAAAAGUGCAGUGGAAUUAGUGAGUGGGCGAUGUGAAAAUUUAAGUAUUGUUUGCAAACGCGAGGUUGUCCCAUCGUCUUCGGAUUCUCAGAAAAAAAUUACCAUUUCAAAGAGGGAUGAAGAUACAUCAAAAGGCAGCCAGACUAUUAAAAAUGACCUUUGUUCUGCAGAAUCUUUGAACACUAAAUGUGUGAAUACUGAAAAGGAAGAUCAUUGUCUAGUUAGUGAAAUAAACCAAAAUGCUAAUGAAACAAAGCAAAUAAUUAUUUCUGGAAGAAGGAGAAAUCGGGUUUGUUUAGGUGACAGUUCUGAAAAACAAGUGACUGAUGCUGUGGAAUUUUCUGACACUCACAGUAUAAAAUCUGAAGCCAAGGAAGAUUCAUUAGAAACCACUCCAUCUCAAAAUCCUGAUACAACAAAGUAUGUGAAUUUUACUGGCAGGAGGAGAAAACCGGUAUGUUUAAGUGACAGUUUAGAACAGUCAAAUCCUGCUGCGGAGUCUUUCAACGUUCAUAGUUUAAAAUCUGAAAACAAGGAAGCUUUGUUAGAAAGUUCACCUUUUGAAAAUGAUGACACAGCAAAGUUCACAACCAUUUCUGUAACAAGAAGAAAACCGGUUUGUUUAGGAGACAGUUCGGAAGAAAAGUUUAAUGUUGCUGCUGAGUCCUUCAACAUUAACAAUAUAAAAUCUGAAGACAGUGAAACAUCUGUUGAAGGUACACUAUCUCGAAAUUCUGAUUUUAAAAAAUGUAUAACUUUUUCUGGUAGAAGGAGAAAACCAGUUUGUUUAGGAGACAGUGGUGAGAUACAGUUGAAUUUGGCUGCAGAGUCCGCCAAUGUUCACAGCAUAAAAUCUGAAGGUACAGAGUCUUCCAGUGAUCUUAGUGUAAAAUCUGAACCUAAAGAGGCCUUAUUAGAAAGUAAGCCAUCUCGAAAUACUGACGUAACAAAGCACACCACUGUUUUUGGGAAGAGAAGAAAGCCUGUUUUCUUAGGUGAUAGUUCAUUUGUGGUUGCAAACAUGCCUAAAAUUUGAGAUAUAGUGGUUUGUGACCCUUGUUGAUGUAGAAUAUGCAGGGGCUACUCAGAAUGAGAGUGAAUACUUUCUCUGUGGUUAAAAUUGCAAUGUGCCAAACAAAACAUAUCAGUACUUGCAUAAAGAAAGAAUUACAUGAAAUUUUUUUUUUAAUUUGGUUCACUUUUUUGCAGUUGUUAGACAAGAGGAAAUAGAAAACUACUUUGAUUGUCUGUUUUCAAUGUUUCAGGAACCAUCCUGGAAUCAAAGGAAUGAAUUAUAUUCUGAAAAUGUAUAGUCAUAUUCUAUACAAAGAUGUUCUAGUAGAAUGUAACUGAUUGUAUUCCAGAUGACUCUGGUUUGUAACCUUGUUCAGUCAUCUUUAUUUUGAUUUCCCAUGGUUUUCC